AUGAGUGCUGAACCAACAGACAAGGCUUUUGAUAUGUCCAGCAAGCAGGCAAAAACAGCCGUCAAGCCCAAUCUCCUUGAUCCCACAGGAGACACACGAGGCUCGUUCCAGUGCCACAGUGAAUCCUCACAAGUGGAAGACUCGCAGAACACUGCUCAGGAGAUCGCCAUCUCCCCCGAGGAACAGGCAAACCUGCGGACCGAGAACAGCAUCCUUCGGGCUGAGUGUGAAAGACUCGAAACAAAUUGGGAUGAGCUGUUUGAGUCACUCGGUGAAAAGCAAGCUCGCCUUAUGGGACGGCUUGACAAGCUCCAGUCCCACAAACAACGUCUUGUGGAGCAGCUUUCACAGAUUAGGGAGAAACGCAAUACAGGAGCAGGGAAAUCGGGAGCAGGGGAGUCGGGAGCAGAGGAAUCGGGAGCAGAGGAAUCGGGAGCAGAGGAAUCGGGAGCAGAGGAAUCGGGAGCAGAGGAAUCGGAAGCAGAGGAAUCGGGAGCAGAGGAAUCGGGAGCAGAGGAAUCGGGAGCAGAGGAAUCGGGAGCAAGGGAAUCGGAUGACUAG
This is a messenger RNA of Aspergillus campestris IBT 28561, 561 nucleotides long. RefSeq lists its product as uncharacterized. The record is from RefSeq and is a predicted model, not a curated record. The coding region runs from base 1 to 561 and encodes 186 amino acids. The transcript has 2 exons. NCBI's taxonomy places the organism in Eukaryota, Fungi, Ascomycota, Eurotiomycetes, Eurotiales, Aspergillaceae.